AUGCGUAGUGCCAGUUUUUGCCCUCGUGCGGGAAGUUAUCCGCCGCCAAAUUGGAUUGUUACUUUUUCCCACCCAAAUUUUUGGCGGGCUGUUAAUUUACGGGAUUAUUCGGCCGUUGAGAAGAAAGAUUUAUAUCAUAAUUGCACGGUUAUUUACACCACCAGCAGCGAGUUAGGUUUUGAUUAUCUUCGGAAUAACCUAGUAACUAAUAUUGACGAGAAGCGGAAGCAGGAUUAUUAUUAUGCCAUUAUUGACGAGGUCGAUUCUAUUUUAAUUGACGAAGCUCAGAACCCCCUGAUUAUUUCCCGGCCAGCCCGAGGAAAAGGCAAAAUUCAUCCUCUCGAAUAUCAAUUAGCCACCAAAAUAGCCAGCUUCCUGGAAGAAAAAAAAGAUUAUAUUGUCGACCAAAAAGAGAGAAUUUACAAAGAAAAGUUAAUUUUAAUUGACCUUCUUACUGGUCGUUUGGCUCUCAACCGAGUUUAUGGCUCCGGAAUACAACAAGCUAUUGAAAGUAAGGAGAACCUACUAGUCUCUCCUCCUAGCAAGAACAUUGCUACUAUUACUUACCAAAAUUUCUUUCGGCUUUUUACUAAACUAUCAGGCAUGACCGGCACAGCCGAAAGCGAGGCUAAGGAAUUUCGGGAAGUUUACGGGAUGGAAGUCAUUGUUAUCCCUCCUUACCGUAAGUUGAUUAGAAAGGACCAUGAGGCUCUAUUUUUCUUGGACCGAAACAAUAAAUACCGGGCCGUAGUCCGAAAAAUCAAAAAAAAUUUUCAAACUAGGAAAAGACCAAUCCUGGUAGGCUCUCCUAAUUUAGAAGUUUCCGAACAUAUUUCGCAGUUGCUAACCCAGGAAGAAAUUUUUCAUCAGGUUUUAAAUGCGACUAAUCACGAGCUCGAAGCCCAAAUCAUUUCCCAAGCCGGAGAAAUAGAUUCCGUAGUUGUUUCCACUAACAUGGUAGGCCGGGGGGUUGAUAUUCCUUUGAGUAGAGAAAGCAAGGAGGCCGGGGGGUUGAUAGUGAUUAUAGUUGAGCCUAACUCGAUUUUGCGACCUGACCAACAAUUUCGGGGGCGGGCUGGAAGACAAGUAUUACAACGUGCCCUCAGUGGCAAAGUUAUUAACUUGCUUGUUUCGGAAGCCCAAGAAACUCUUCGCAAUAUUCAAGCCGAUCACCGGCAGCGAACCCUUAACCGUGAUUUGCUGAUUAAUCGACAACGAAAGAUAACUUACCAUUAUCGAGAAAAAAUAUUAACCGGCUCAAAAUUGGAAAAGUUAGCCUCCUUUCCGGCUCCAAAUAAUUUCAAUAAUCAAAGCAAACAUCUUCGUUCGCUUUUGCUCCGUCACGUAGAUGAUUUUUGGUCCGAGUAUCUAGAAUGUUUAAACAAAAUUGACGAACUAACCAAAAUUAGAAUGUCAGAGAUUAUCUGUGAAGAAAGCAAGAGCGUUAGAACUCGUUUUGCCCCUAGUCCGACCGGAGAUUUACAUUUAGGUGGAGCCCGAACGGCCUUAUUUAAUUAUUUGGUAGCAAAACAGAAGCGAGGACAGUUCAUUUUAAGAAUUGAAGACACCGAUCAACAAAGAAAUCACGAAGAAUUUGUUCAUCGACAAUAUGAAGAUUUGAGACUAGACAUUUAUCAAAAAUACCUGCAACAAUUAUUAACAGAAAAAAAGGCUUAUUAUUGUUUUUGUUCGGCGGUCGAGUUAGCCCAAGAAAAAGAAAAAUAUCUUCGGGAAAAUCAAAAAAGUAAUUACCAAUAUUCUCGCAAAUGCCUAAAAUUAACUCCCCAAGAAGUUAACCUUUUUCUCCGAGAAAAAAAGAGUUAUCUUAUUCGUUUUCAUACUAAUCAAACAAAAAACUACCAAUUAAUUGACUUAGUUCGAGGCCAAGUAGUUUUUCCUGGUAAUGAUAUUGAAGAUUUUGUGCUCUGUCGAAGUAAUGGUGUUCCUUUGCUUAACUUUGCGGUAGUAGUUGACGACCACACCAUGAAAAUUAACCAAAUUUUACGGGGCGAAGAACAUUUAUCCAAUACGGCUAAGCAGUUGGUUUUGUAUGAAGCUCUAGGCUGA
Cetraspora pellucida is the source of this 2067-nucleotide messenger RNA. The record is from the annotation of a GenBank genome assembly. Lineage: Eukaryota; Fungi; Glomeromycota; Glomeromycetes; Diversisporales; Gigasporaceae.